Benincasa hispida (wax gourd) is the source of this 1273-nucleotide messenger RNA. It is a transcript of the gene NCBP, whose product is annotated as Putative cap-binding protein. Gene Ontology annotation, cellular component: cytoplasm; eukaryotic translation initiation factor 4F complex. Gene Ontology annotation, molecular function: RNA 7-methylguanosine cap binding; translation initiation factor activity. Lineage: Eukaryota; Viridiplantae; Streptophyta; Magnoliopsida; Cucurbitales; Cucurbitaceae. Gene Ontology annotation, biological process: translational initiation. The record is from RefSeq and is a predicted model, not a curated record.
UAUACCAAGAGCUCCCCCUUUCCGGUUCUGUGUCGGUCUGCUUAAUUUGCAGUCUCGUGGACGCACAAAGUUGGUGAUAAGGGCAAAUUUAGGGCAUACGAAGACCGAAGAAGAAGCUGUCAAUGGAGUUGGUAGGCGAGAAGAGGGACUUUGAUUCUGCAAACGACAACAACAAGCUCAACUCUGCUCAACCACUUUUUGAUUCUUCUCAUCCACCCUCACUCUCCGAUGACACAAAUGCUAAAGAAGCUGAAGAUUUAAGUGAACGCGUAGCUCGAGACCUUAAAGAUGGUCUUCAUCCCCUAAAGAUGACAGGAUAUACGAGGGAAUACAAGGCAAGCCCAAAAGACAAAACAACCUGCACACCCAAUUACAAGAUGGGACUCCAAUCCAAAAGAAUCUCAAUGCACAAGUUUGCUUUUUGGUACACCCGUCGAACACCUGGAGUUCGGACUCAAACGUCAUAUGAGGACAACAUAAAAAAGAUUGUGGACUUCAGCUCGGUUGAAGGUUUUUGGGUAAGCUAUUGCCAUUUGGCUCGUCCUUCGUCAUUGCCAAGCCCGACAGAUCUGCAUCUUUUUAAGGAAGGAAUCCGUCCACUCUGGGAGGAUUCUGCCAACUGCAAUGGUGGAAAGUGGAUAAUACGAUUUAAGAAAGUUGUAUCUGGCCGAUUUUGGGAAGAUUUGGUUCUUGCAUUAGUGGGCGACCAACUUGAUUUUGGCGAUAACAUAUGUGGUGCCGUGCUUAGCAUUCGUUUCAACGAGGAUAUUUUGAGCGUCUGGAACCGCAAUGCAUCUGAUCAUCAGGCAGUGAUGGGUCUGCGAGAUUCAAUCAAAAGGCACUUAAAGCUCCCACACGGGUAUGUAAUGGAAUACAAACCCCACGAUGCGUCUCUGCGUGAUAACUCGUCAUACAGGAACACAUGGUUGCGAGGGUGAGAAAAAGGAGAAUGUACGUUGAAGCUGAAUGAUGUUUUACAUGGUCUGCACUUCCCUGAUUGCUUUUGGACCCUUCUUUGGAUGUUAAGCGAUUGAUUCACUGACAAUUCUUUCUUUAGGAUAUUGGAGCUUUUCUUAAUUACAAUGUCAAGGCUACUAUGUAAUGUAAAUAUUUGGACAUUUGUAACCGUAAACUGCUCUGAACAGGAACCUUGGAAGAGAGACCUACACAAGACAACUUCUGUUUACAUGUUAUAACUUAACAUUGUUCAUGUUUUUUUAGGACAAAACGUAGAUCCACGCCCCCAGCUGCUACACUUAGACUGUUUGUUAAA